AUGUCCAAGUGGGGGAAGAUCCACGACUCCUGGCUCAGUAAAGCCAUAAACGAGAAGUCUUGCAAAUCAUGGCAGGAACUCGUUGACGCUUUUAAUCUCAGCUUCCCUGACUAUACAAACCCCCCAAACGAGGAUGUCCUUGCUUUCCGUUGGCAAGUAAGUAAUGGGUGGAGAAGGUUGGACAUGGGAGCGAUCUAUAAAGACCCUUUCACUAUUGAUAAAAUUGCUCGACCCGUUACUGUGCCUCCUGAACCCGUUACUGUGCCUCCUGAACCCGUUACCGUGCCUGCUCGACCCGGUACCGCACCUGCUCAACCCAUUUCUGUGUCCGCCCAACCCGUUACUGUAUCCGCUCAAAUUACCAACCGGGCUUACUUGAUGUGGUCGAAGGAAGAGGAUGAAUGGCUAUUGGACAUUGCGGGAAAGGUCCUCCAGGCACGACCAAAUCCAUGUGCCAGGGAAGAGACGCAAAAAGGGUACGGGUGGCUUCGUGGGCGGUCGUUCAGUUGGGGGAUCAUUGCGGCUGAGUAUAGGGCAAAAUUCCAGAGCGAAAGGACGGUGAGAGGUAUCAAGAACAGACUCUUGAGAUUGACUGAUAAAGCUACAGAACACAGGAGGGCUACUUCCCAGCGGGGUCGGCCGCGGCGCGGUAGCGUGAAGGAGAGAUACGGCGAGAAAUCAAAUGGCAGAAAGGAUAUACAGAAUGAAGAGAAUGGAGAGAAUGAGGAUGAUGGAGACAAUUAUGGAGGCGAUUAUGGAGAAAAUUAUGAAGAGAGUGAUGGAGAGGAUGAAUGGGACGGAUAA
Molecule: messenger RNA, 804 nt
Organism: Morchella importuna
Lineage: Eukaryota; Fungi; Ascomycota; Pezizomycetes; Pezizales; Morchellaceae
Exons: 1
Coding region: 1-804 (267 amino acids)
Source: RefSeq, a predicted model, not a curated record